Messenger RNA from Phyllostomus discolor (pale spear-nosed bat), 4475 nucleotides. It is a transcript of the gene ZNF84, whose product is annotated as zinc finger protein 84. Lineage: Eukaryota; Metazoa; Chordata; Mammalia; Chiroptera; Phyllostomidae. The record is from RefSeq and is a predicted model, not a curated record. The coding region runs from base 1039 to 3105 and encodes 688 amino acids. Gene Ontology annotation, biological process: regulation of transcription by RNA polymerase II. Gene Ontology annotation, molecular function: DNA-binding transcription factor activity, RNA polymerase II-specific; RNA polymerase II cis-regulatory region sequence-specific DNA binding. The transcript has 7 exons.
CCGAGGUCGGAGGCUGGGUUGUGGGUGGGUGUCGGCGUCGUUUCGGAUUCCGGCCUGGGUUUCUAGGGAGGGCCGUCGGCCGGGGUGCGCGGGGUUCCGGCCCGGACUGCAGGGGUCGCUGGGCUGCAGGCUGCGAAGCCGGUCGGUUUUUAAAAGGAGCGCCUCCCGCCCGUGGCAUCCGUGGAUGUGCUCGGCUGUGAGCCCCGGCCUGGUCCCGUGGACAGGCUGGGACCCUAUGGCCGCACCCGGGGAGCCGAUUGCAACUUGAUGCUGAGUGGCACUACAGGAUGAAGAGGGAGGUAGCUUCCUUCUGAAGAUAAAUGUGAGAGCUGUGACCCAGAGCUGCAGUGUUCUGCAGGAAAUGGCCAAGUCUGCAGAUCCUGCUUCCCCACAGUGAGCCUGCUCUUGCAAGAUAAGAAAGGAGUUCCUGGAGCCAGGAAUCCAUCCUCAGUGGGAAAGACCUAGACAGGACCCCACACCAGAGCUCCGCGGCGCAAGCAGAGGAAACUCAAAGGUCUCAGGCUUGCUAUCAUUUUACUCAGAGAACAGAAAAUGACCAUGUUGCAGGAGCCGUUCUCAUUUGAAGAUUUGUCUGUGGACUUCACCCAGAAGGAAUGGCAACUGCUGGACCCCUCUCAGAAGGACUUAUACAAGGAUGUCAUGCUGGAGAACUAUAGCAGCCUGGUGGCACUGGGUAAGAAAAGCUUCCCAGAGGACCUCACUGUGCCCAAUACCUUGUUGUUAUUUUUUUGUUUGUUUUUUAGUUGCUGAGAGCUUGUGGGGCUCUGAAGUUGGUAAUGAGUUUGGGCCUAAAGAUAGGAGAUCAAAGAUUCUUAAAACUGUGACGGGAGGUGAAGUAGCUGGAUCUCACCUUCCCUUAAUGAAGUUGUAGUGUCCUUAUGCAGCCUCUGAAACUCAGUGGUAGUCCCGGUGGUGGAAACACCCUGUGCGGACAGACACCUUCCUGUGCUCCCUGUGCUGUUCCCGUCCUGACUUGGUUAGUUGUUAGGGCAACCCUUUGUAAAAGGGUAUGAAUUUAUGAAACCUGAUGUCAUCUUCAAGUUGGAACAAGGAGAAGAGCCUUGGAUAGGAGAUGGAGAGGUUCCAAGUUCAGAGUCUCCAGAACAAGUCUUACAAGUAAAUAGUCAUAUGAUGUGGCACCAGGAUAACCAAGAGAAGCUUAAAAAUGUGAAACAAGAUUAUGAAUGUGAUACAUUUGGAAAAAAUUUCAAUAUGAACAUAAACCUUGUUCCUUUAAGGAAGUCAAAUGGUGAAGGUGAUGUAGAUGGAUUAAUUUUAAAACACAAUUUAGACCUACUUCUUCCAAAAGUUGAUUAUAGAAAAACAGAACCAGGUGACUUAAAUGUAUUUGAUAAAUUGUUUCUCCAUGGCAAGACUGAAGAAAAUGAUACUUGGUUAAAAUACUAUGAGUGUGAUAAAUACGACAAAAUUAUCUAUAAGAAGUCACAGAUUAUUAUAUACCACAGAAAUCGUUUAGGGGAGAAGCUUUAUGAAUGCAGUGAAUGCAGGAAACGCUUCAGUAAGAGAUCAAGUCUCAUUAAACACCAGAGCAGACAUGUACGAGAGUUAGCCUACGGCUGUGGUAAAUGUGGCAAAACCUUUCCCCAGAAGUCACAGUUUGUCACACACCACAGAACUCAUACAGGAGAGAAACCUUAUAAUUGUAGCCAGUGUGGGAAAGCCUUCUCUCAGAAGUCACAGCUCACAUCCCAUCAGAGGACACACACUGGAGAGAAACCAUAUGAAUGUGGUGAAUGUGGGAAAGCCUUCUCCCGGAAGUCACAUCUUAUAUCACACUGGAGGACACAUACAGGGGAAAAACCCUACGUAUGCAGCGAAUGUGGGAGAGCCUUUAGCGAAAAGUCAAAUCUCAUUAAUCAUCAGAGAAUCCAUACAGGAGAGAAACCCUUUGAGUGCAGAGAAUGCAGGAAGGCUUUUAGCAGGAAGUCACAGCUUGUUACACAUCACAGGACUCACACAGGAACCAAACCUUACGGAUGUAGUGAUUGUAGAAAAGCCUUCUUUGAGAAAUCAGAGCUCAUUAGACACCAGACAAUUCACACUGGAGAGAAGCCUUAUGAAUGUGGCGAAUGCCAGAAAGCCUUUAGAGAGAGGUCAAGUCUCAUCAAUCAUCAGAGAACUCACACAGGAGAGAAACCUCAUGGAUGCAUUCAGUGUGGGAAAGCCUUCUCCCAGAAGUCACAUCUGAUAUCACAUCAGAUGACACACACCGGUGAGAAACCCUUUGUAUGUAGCAAGUGUGGGCGGGCCUUCAGCAGGAAGUCUCAGCUUGUUAGACAUCAGAGAACUCACACAGGAGAGAAACCCUAUGGCUGCAGUGAGUGUGGGAAAGCUUUCAGUGAGAAAUUAAGCCUCACUAAUCAUCAGAGAAUUCACACAGGAGAAAAGCCCUAUGUGUGCACUGAAUGUGGGAAAGCCUUUUGUCAGAAGUCACAUCUCAUAUCACAUCAGCGGACACACACAGGAGAGAAACCCUAUGAAUGCACCGAAUGUGGGAAAGCCUUUGGAGAGAAGUCAAGUCUUGCAACUCACCAGAGAACUCAUACGGGAGAAAAACCCUAUGAAUGCCGGGACUGUGAAAAAGCCUUUUCCCAGAAAUCCCAGCUCAAUACUCACCAGAGAAUCCACACAGGAGAGAAACCUUAUGAAUGCAGUCUUUGUAGGAAAGCUUUCUUUGAGAAAUCAGAGCUAAUUAGACAUCACCGAACUCAUACAGGAGAAAAACCUUAUGAAUGUGGUGAAUGUAGAAAAGCCUUCAGGGAGAAAUCAAGUCUCAUCAAUCAUCAGAGAAUACAUACAGGAGAGAAACCCUUUCAGUGCAGUGAAUGUGGCAAAGCCUUCUCCCGGAAAUCACACCUGAUACCACAUCAGAGGACACAUACAGGAGAGAGGCCCUAUGGAUGCAGUGAGUGUAUGAAGGCGUUCUCCCAGAAGUCACAGCUUGUUAAUCAUCAGAGAAUUCAUACCGGAGAGAAACCUUAUCAAUGUAAUGAAUGUGGGAAAGCCUUCUCCCAAAAGUCACAGCUCAUUAAUCAUCAGAGAACUCAUACAGUAAAGAAAUGAUAGACAUUGACUUAAUAUUAGUCUUUGAAAGAGACCUUAACUCAUUGUACUUCAAAAAGUGCAGUUGGUAAGUCAGAUAAUAGAUCACAGUAUAUGUCAGUGUUGUCUUGGGUAGGAACUCUAAAUGAGGUUAUGUAGGGAAAGCUUUCAUCAGAUUGACAUGUUUAUAUAUCAGAAUUCAUAGAGUGGAAUGAGCCUAUGAAAUGCAGUUUAUGUCCAAAAGCUUUCAAACUAUAAUUACACCUUAUGCAGUAGAAAAUUCACAGCAAAGAGGAAUACCGAGAAUAUUAGAAAGCCUUCCAGUGUGCAGAUCUCAUUGGCUGUUAGAAAUACUCCUACUAGGGGUAAAUCCUAGUCCAGUGAGUGAAGGAACCCCCUUCGAUGUGGCAUUUGAGGUAAUAUUUUUAUCAAGAAAUGACAGCUCUUUGUACAUUAAAAAAAUGUCCCCAAGAAUGAAAUUUUAUCAAGACACUAAAUAUGGGACAGUGUCUAGCAAGUAAUCCAAUGGUAUUUUGGACAAUUCACGUUGUGGGUAAACCUAACAAUUUAAAGACAUUGGAAAUAUGUGUCCUAGAAAUAAUGCUAUAAAGGGAAGCCAUGUAAUUUUUGUACACAAUUCUGCUCCAUUCUAAAUGGUUCACAGAUCUUCACUCUGAAGUAAGGAAUUUUAAAUAUAUGUGAUUAAACUGAAUCAUUGAAAAAUCUAAAUAAGGAAUUUCUUAUUGGUGUUUGUGGCUUACUUUCCUUUGUCACAUAAUGUGUGUUGUAUUGUGAAAAAGCACAUGGUAAUGUAGUUGGGAGCAUCAGGUGGACGUGUGUAGUGCCUCUGAUGUCUGUUGAGACACAUCACACACAACUUGUUUCCUAUCAUACUGAUAAUAUAAAAAUGGUAAGUAAUGUAGCAUGUCUUACUGUUAAAUAAGAGCUUCAAUGGGAACACCACAUCUCAAUUCCCUAUGAUCUGGCAUAUAAAAGGGGUGUAUUGUUGUUACUUAAUUUUAUUGGCAAAAUACUUAAUUUUGUCUUCAGUAACAGAAGCCAACAUUUUAUAUAAAGCCUUAGAAUCUGAGACAGUUUAUAUAAAACCUGGUUAAUGAGUAUUAAAAGGCAGGAACCACAGAAUUGCAGUAGUACUCAUGACUGAGCAAAAGGAAGGAAGUGUGUGACUACAUUACUCAGCAUUCAAACAAAAUGACAAGCUGUGCAAAACCUUUUUCUCAUUUACUAGACGACUCCAUGUAUAACAUAUAUGUAAAGUUCUUUUGUAACCCAAGUACAACUUGCAUUUUUAUUUACUAUGAUGAAAUGUCAUGGAUUCUGUGUGCUGCCGUUUUUGGUAUUAUAUAAAAUAUCUUUAAAAUAUUAGUGAA